AGCUGCAUCUGCUGCUAUUGCAGUGGCGCAUGCGGAUGCGGAUGCGGAUGAGGAAUGGCGCCGCGAUGGGGUGGAGGAGCGGACGGGAAGAUCCUUCGCAUGGGAGGGAGAGGGAGAGAGGGAGCAAGCAAUCGUAGUAUCAGGCCGUGUUCUUUGCUAAGUUGCCCUUCUUCCCUUGGGGUGGACGAUGCCGCUGGUGGUGGUGGUGGUGGUUGCCGAGGUAAUUGGUGAUGUGGAUUCUGUGUUGGAGGGUGGCGUGGGUUUGGCGUUGAGGUUGUGGGCAUGAGUGCUGCAAUUUGGCGAACAGGGCAGGGUUGGGGACGCGAUCAGGUGAUGAGAGGAGGUGGGGACCGUGUCGGAUGUGUUGGGGUUUUGGAUUAGAUGCUGUGGAUUAGAAGCAGCAACCAGCGCAGGUAGGUAGGCCACGGCUAGAUGAAUAUGGACAUGGAGGCGCCCGAGAAGAAGCGGUCGCCCCAAGCAUGGAAGCUUAGGUUGCCAUGGGAACAGCAAAAACAGGCAGAGAUACAGAGAAGUGCUUUCAUUCAAAGUCAGGAGAAGGCAAGAGCUAGUACUUCCUCAAUGUCCAACAUAGCUCGAGCAUUUAUGAUUAGCCGAAGACGGCUUCGGCUGGACCCUGAUAAGAAGUUACACUUUUUAUACGAACCAGGCAAACAGGUUUCAAGUGCAAUCAAGAUUAAGAAUGUUAGUCGGUCGCAUGUUGCCUUCAAGUUUCAAACCACAGCUCCGAAGAGUUGCUUCAUGCGUCCACCUAGUGGCGUGCUCGCACCAAAUGCGACCAUUCUUGCAACAGUGGUGAAAUUUCUGGAAACGCCUGAGCGUCCACAAGAAAAAAAGACCAAGGACAAGUUCAAAAUAGUCAGCUUGUCAGUGCAAGCGGGAGUUGACUACACUCCAGAAUUGUUUGAGGAUCAAAAGGAAUUGGUCACGGUGGAGCGCAUCCUUCAAGUGGUCUUUAUUGAUCCACACAAAUCCUCUCCAGAAUUGGAUAAGUUGCAGAGGCGCCUCGCCGAAGCUGAAGCAGCUGAAGCAGUUCGCAAGAAGCCUGCAGCAGACUUGAACCCUAAAGGCACCAUGGUUGUGGAGGGGCUUGUGAUCGAUGAAUGGAAACAGCGCAGGGAAAAUUACCUUGCUCGGCAACAAGGCGAAGGUGGAGAAUCUUUAUGAGAAUAGGUUUUGAAAAGUGGGUUUAGAUGUGUGCUGUCUGUAGAGCAAGUAAGUUGGUACUUGCCUUCCUGACCUGGGUUUCUCAGACUACCAUAUUGGCAGAGUUGGCACGCAGGUGUUAUGUUCGGAAAGAACCAGCUCGCCCUUAAAUACUACAGUAUUGUCCAGAUUCUCGUUUCAUGCCGGUGCUGACACCAGUGCUCUAAAGUAGCUAUCCUUUAAGCUGUAAAGCUUCAAGAGUUCCGGGCUAAACUUAGAUUCUCCUAAAGAUGCGAAUUCCAAGACGAAGAUCGCUUCAAAACAGAGGAUAUGAGAUUUGUUGACGUGAAACUAUCCGCACAAUCUAGCUUGAAAAAUAUGUUACUGACAAUAUGAACCAGAGCUUUGCCAAUUCAGUUUAGAAGCAUUCUAUUUGUAUGCAUAGUUGGAUAUUUGGUUAGUGCUCUUCAAACUUUCAGAAAUCAAUAAUAACCAGCAGGGUUGUUCUAGCCCUUUUCGGCA
Messenger RNA from Physcomitrium patens, 1686 nucleotides. RefSeq names its product vesicle-associated protein 4-2. Gene Ontology annotation, biological process: endoplasmic reticulum membrane organization. The record is from RefSeq and is a predicted model, not a curated record. NCBI's taxonomy places the organism in Eukaryota, Viridiplantae, Streptophyta, Bryopsida, Funariales, Funariaceae. Gene Ontology annotation, cellular component: plasma membrane; endoplasmic reticulum membrane.